Molecule: messenger RNA, 780 nt
Organism: Dictyostelium discoideum AX4
Lineage: Eukaryota; Evosea; Eumycetozoa; Dictyosteliales; Dictyosteliaceae
Gene: prdx4
Exons: 3
Coding region: 1-780 (259 amino acids)
Biological process (GO): cellular oxidant detoxification
Cellular component (GO): cytoplasm; endoplasmic reticulum
Molecular function (GO): oxidoreductase activity; thioredoxin-dependent peroxiredoxin activity; antioxidant activity
Source: RefSeq, a predicted model, not a curated record
AUGAGAUCAGCUACUAAAUUAUUUAAAAAUUUGAGCAAAAGUGUUGUUCAAUUAAAAACUGUUAAACCAGUAUCAUCAUUAAAUUUUGGAUAUAUCAAAACUAGACAAUUUUCAACAUCAACUACUGACUCAUCAAAUUUAUUUUUAAAUAACAAUAAUCAAUUUCAAAAUUUUACUUUCCCAACAAAACAACAAAUUAGAAUCAGAAAACCAGCUCCAGCUUUCAAAGGUCAAGCUGUUGUCAAUGGUGAAUUCAAAGAAAUCUCAUUAGAUGACUACAAAGGUAAAUACUUAUACCUCUUCUUCUACCCAUUAGAUUUCACUUUUGUAUGCCCAACUGAAAUUAUUGCUUUCAGUAAUGCUGCUGAAGAAUUCAAAAAAGCCGGCUGUGAACUUGUUGGUUGUUCAAUUGAUUCACCAUUCACCCAUUUAGCUUGGAUCAAUACCCCACGUAAAGAAGGUGGUUUAGGUGGAAUCAACAUCCCACUCUUAUCCGAUUUAACCCAUCAAAUCUCAAAAGACUACGGUGUUUACAUUGAAGAAGAUGGUCACACCAUUAGAGGUAGCAUUCUCAUCGACAAAGAAGGUCUUGUUAGAGUCAUUACAAUGAACGAUAAUCCAGUUGGCCGUAGUGUAGAUGAAGCAAUCCGUACUUUGAAAGCCUUGAAGUUUACAGAUCAAUUCGGCGAGGUAUGUCCAGCCAAUUGGUCAGAGGGCGAUAAAUCAAUGAAAGCAGAUCCAAAAGGUUCAAAAGAAUACUUUGAAGCUGUUAAUAAAUAA